UGGGGCGUUCUCCCUCAACUCAUUCUCUUCUUUCUCUCCAUUAUUGCGCUGUCUGUCCUUCUGCCUCCGUAUCAUUCCGUCCAUCUUUAAGGUCUGAGCGAGGACAGCGGGCGGCCAGUGGCGAACAGCUGGACCUGUCUCCGGCUUUAUGAGUUCCAGUCAAGGUCAAAGGUGAACGUCAUAUCAAUGGAGGGCUUCAACGACCUUCUCCUUAAACUGCGGGAGGUCCAUGAGCGGGAAGUGGAAGGAUGGCAAGUGAAAGUCCAGGAGCUGUCCAACAAGAAGGGCUGUGAUACGAAGCGAAUGGAAGAACUCUUCACCAGAAACCAGCAGAUGAAGGAACAGCAGAGGCUACUCACCGAGAACAUCAAGACGCUGGAAAACAGGCUGAGGGCAGGGCUGUGCGACAGAUGCACGGUGACGCAGGACGUGGCCAAGAAGAGGCAGCAGGAGUACGAGGCCUCGCAGAUACAGAGCCUGCAGCAUAUCUCGCUGCUGGGUAAACACGCGCCCAUCCUCGCCUGGCGCUUACGUCAUAUUCCCAUCUCCACACAAGCGUUUCUUGACUCGCGGUCUUUUGUAGCGGGCGAAAUGAACAACCUGAAGAAGGAGAACAAGAGACUCAGAGAUGAGCUCAGGGGUUUCAGAGCAGCACACGAGUAAGUAAGUCGUGGCUCUCGUCCAACACCAGCACCACCGCAGAGGUCAAAUCGCACAGCUCACCCGACCUCCCUCCAUCCCCCGUCCCCGCGGCCCUCGCCUCCGCCGCCGCCCACACGCCGGCGGCCAGUCGGCGAGGGCAACGGGCCGGUGAAGGCCGAGUCCGACCAAAGGAGCGAGGAGACAGAACACAGGCAGCUAAGAGGAAUCGGCAGAAGCCAUUUUGAGCCGUACAAGCGUUUCCCGACGUCGGUGCUCACGUUACCCCCCCGGAAGACGGAACACACGCUGACCCGCGUAGCAGAGAAGAGAGCUCCCAGUCUUGAGGGGCUGGACCAGCGCCCCCUCAUCCCCCCACAUUCUUUGCUUUUGAAGAGAUCUCCCCCGUCUGGAGAGGUGAACCCCAGCCGCCAUGUGCUCCACGCUCCUGUCCCCUGUCGUCCUCAACCAAUCAAGGGCAGCCCCAUGAUCCCGUGGUCCCUCCCUGAAUCCUGUGACUGGGCCAACGUGGCCGCCGCCGGCGCCGGCAUGGCGUUGCAGCCGUCUCUCAAAUCAACCCUGCCCCGUUACCCCAAUCUGGUUCCAACCAGCCAACAUGCUAAUUCCAGAAGGCAGGUUUAUGGGCAUUCCUGGCACAAGCAAAACGUCUCGCAGCUGCAUGUGAAAGAGCCGACCGUGGUGGUCCGAUUGGAAAACCUGAAAGAGCAUAAGGAGAGUCAAAUGACCCCCCAGGAGAAAAAGGAAGUCCCGCCAUAUAGGGAAAAGGCUGCCGCGUGGCCCAAAGAGCCCUGCGAGGGGCCUCUGGACCUGUCGGACCGAGGAAAGCCCAAAUCCGCACAGACUCCAAGAGAUGCUUCUCCACUGAGCACACAAGACGCAGAGACGGGUCGGAAAAGCCCGGACAAGGACGCGAGCGCUCUCUCCCCCCGCGCGGCUCCAUCCCCUCCGCCCGGCGCCCCGUCCUUGUCCUUGCCGCCAGCCAGGCAGCAGGAGGAGGAGCCCACGGGGGAUCACAACCACAAGCUGAUCAAAGAGCAGGAGCCGAGGGAGGAGGUGAACGGAAAGGCGGAGCAAAGCGCCGAGAAGAAGGUGCCUGUCCUCACGAUAUCGCUGCGUCCAGUAGUGAUGCUGGAGAACUCCACUCUGCAGAAGCAGGACUCUGUGUCGUCUAAUGGGAAGUCAUCGUCGCCAGCUGUCGAGCCCGGGAGCAGCUCGGACGAGGUGGAGUGUGUCUCGGGACAAGAAAGCAGCCAGGGCUGCAAGAGGAAGAGGCCGGCAGUCGAGGCCGAAGCCGACAGACACUCAGACACCGACAAUGCUCAGCAUGAACGGAAAAUCAAGAUCACAGUAAGAAGUGAGGAGAAGAGCCCGAGCUAAAGACGACGGCACUCGCCGUUUGAACCAACGCGUUGUGUGACUUCAGCCACAUAUGUUGUUUGUAUUGGCCACUUGGGGGCAGCGCAACAAGCUGAAGGCCGGAGCUGAGGAACUGAGAAACAACACUGAUAAGAACUGCAGGUUCUCACCCCCCUGCACCUCGUUGAUCAGCUGGUCAGAAGCGUUGGGUGGUGUAGUUACAGCUCUAUUAGACAGGGAACUCAAAAGGCAAAGCUGCAAAAUCUUAACAAUGACGCAAAGGACACUACAAUUCCUGCAAGGCUGAGAGCUGAUUUAUAUGCAAUGAAUAAUUAGCCCAAUUGGGGCAGUUUCCUCCUGGCAUUUUUAAAGCUGGAGGGUUUUUCCCCGUUUUUGUCCCAGUCAACUCGCUCCAACUUCCUCAUAUGAGCCCGAACAGGAAUAGCCGAAUGUCAAUGUGAAAUAGAUAAAAAUAUAAGAUAUUUGCAGCAACAUUACUGCCAUUAUGAGGCAGAACGGCAGAACACAGCGCCCCCUGGCUGCUGCUGCAAGGUGACGUCAUUUACAGGCAAAGCACUUCAUCAACAAUCCAACAAAGGGCCUUGGGAGAAUGUGUGACCGUCCAACUGGGUUUUUUCUGUGAUGUUUAUAUGAUAUCGUACAAAUUCUUAGGGUUGGUAAACUAUUCUACCUCCAUCUUAAGGCUUGACUAAAGUUAAUCAACAGACUUGUUUUUUAUUCUUAUUUAGUUGGUUAAUCUAAACUAAUUUUUUGUUCAGCGUCUACGAGCUGUUUGCUGUAAAUCUUGAGGCAUCGUCACACAUUUUGCAACACCUACGAUCGACUGAUGACAGGUGCAAACAGAUAACGAUGGUUUUACAGGAAGUGAAUGGAAUUUGUCCGCUUUUUUUUAAAGGUCGGAGCACAACCUCUAGUGGAUUUUUACACUUUGACCGCUGUUCACAAACCAUUCACCUUCUUCUCCAGUUUUCACUCCGUUCUUCUGCUUCCACUGAGCAUAUUUAUAGUUCUUUCACUUUCCUGGCAAUGCUGUCACAGCCUAUUUUUGCUACAGAAGCCCCCUUCCUGCAUCCCCCAACCCCCAGCCUGUCUUAAGUGACCAACAAAGAAAAAAAAAGACUUGUUCCUCUUCCUCUUUUUCAAUUUCAGAAUGCACAUAUUUUGCAAGUAUUAACUUUCCACUUACAGUUGUGUCAGCUUGUGCUCCACUAAGGGGGUGUUUGAGCUGAAUUACAUUUAUACACAUACUGUAAUUUUUACAAUAUGGUCCUGUAAAUCAACAGGUGUAAAAACCUCUAAUAUGUUAAUAGUAAUAUUUACUGUGGAAAAUGGUCAUGCAGGGCUUUUUUUGUUUGUCUUUUAGCAUUAUGCACUUGCUGUUUGUGUGCAACCACCUGAAGUGUGUGUUCAGACCCAUUGGACGCCAUUAAAUCCAGCACUUGCUCAAAGAUGCAGCCGCCUUUUCUCUGUUAAUUCAAAUGUGACUGGCUGUAAAAUGUGCCAUUUCUCACAAUCCAUUAACAUUGUUGACUAAUGGUCUUCCGACAUGUAACUCAGAUGCAUUUGGCUUCUGUGUGUUUCUUAUUUCUUUGUUCUGUUUUAAAUAAACCUUUUAGAAAUUCA
Molecule: messenger RNA, 3660 nt
Organism: Betta splendens (Siamese fighting fish)
Lineage: Eukaryota; Metazoa; Chordata; Actinopteri; Anabantiformes; Osphronemidae
Gene: rbbp8nl
Product: retinoblastoma binding protein 8-like
Biological process (GO): double-strand break repair via homologous recombination; DNA double-strand break processing involved in repair via single-strand annealing
Cellular component (GO): site of double-strand break
Molecular function (GO): double-stranded DNA binding; flap-structured DNA binding; Y-form DNA binding
Source: RefSeq, a predicted model, not a curated record